UCAGAAGAUGUCCGGUGGAAAUCAGCAUAUAAGAUAGAAGUAUUAUUAGUGGUAAGAGACACUAAAGUUUGAUUCACACAAAUGUGUGAGAUUUUAACACACAUUUUGGAGACUUUUCUCCUUACAUUCAGCUAAAGUUUUUUAAAAAUAUUUUUUAUAGAAUAUAAAUAUAAACAAUUUAACUAAUAUGUUUUAUUUACAAAACAUAUUGUACUACUGAAUGAUUCCAAAGUCUCAUAUUGCAUUUUGAACGUAUUUCUUUUGUCAACCUUGUCUUUCAACGUAAGUUGAAAGACAAGUCAAGGUAAAUUGCCAGAAUUAAACUCAGUCUGCAGGUCAAAUCAUUGGCUAUGAUGAAUUGAAGAAAUGCUGAGAAGCUAUUUGAAAUAAAAGUAUCAAGAUAUUACAAGAAAAUGUAAAAUGACAAAUGCAUGCAAGUAAGAGCUACACAAAACUUGCAAAUAUUGUUUGUUGGUGUUUUAUGGUCAUUCCAUAAAUAGUUGCACGUUUUUAACUGUAGUUUAUUUGUUUAUUAACACGUUUAUGUUAUUUCUGUAUAUAUUAUGCAAUUUAUGUGUUACAGUUUGUCAGUUUUGAUCACUGUAUUGCUUAGAAAAGGGAAAAAAGUUCGUUAUUAAACUAUAGCUUUGCUCUGUCCACCAGUAGAUGGCGCACCAUUUACUUUAACGGUGGAUGAUUAAUGAUUAAUACGUGGUUAAAUAUUUUCUUCCUUACCAAAAUAGUAAACUUUCGUGUCUUUUGUUGAAAACAAACAAACAAAUAAUAAAAAGCAGAAGAUUCGUUUUAUUAUUGUUUAAUGCAUAACGUAUAAUUCAGCCUCCAGCCCUGACUGAGCUCAGGAAAACAGCCCCUGUCUGCUUCUCUCCACAUCACUGUGAAGAAUCAACGGGGAGGGAGAGCAGCUGGACUCCGACAUGGCUAAAGAAGGAGUAGAUAUGACAGAAGAAACCGAGUAUAUGAUAGACAGAAAUGCAGGUAAAGAGGCGGUGAACGUGGAAUCUCCUUCCAACGCCAAAGAAAUGCGAGCGGUGGUCCUGGCAGGUUUCGGAGGUCUGAACAAACUCCGGGUUACCAAGAAGGCAAUGCCCGAGCCCCAGGAUGGUGAAGUGAAGAUCCGCGUCAAAGCAUGUGGCUUGAAUUUCCUGGAUUUGAUGGUACGUCAGGGGAAUAUUGAUAAUCCUCCAAAAACUCCCCUUGUUCCUGGAUUUGAGUGCUGUGGAAUAGUGGAGUCUGUGGCUGAAAACACACAGGGAUUUGAGAUAGGUGACAGAGUUAUGGCGUUUCUGAACUACAAUGCCUGGGCAGAGGUGGUUUGCACACCAGUGGAUUUUGUUUACAAGAUGCCAGAUGAUAUGACAUUUACAGAGGCAGCAGCAUUCUCCCUGAACUUUGUGGCCGCGUAUAUGAUGCUCUUUGAAGUUGCCAGUCUGCGGGAAGAAAUGUCGGUGUUAGUCCACUCAGCUGGGGGUGCAGUGGGACAAGCAGUGGCUCAGUUAUGCUCCACUGUACCUAAUGUGACUGUGUUUGGUAUCGCCUCCUGUUUCAAGCACACAUCCAUCAAAGACUCUGUGACACACAUUUUUGACAGAAACACCGACUACAUACAAGAAGUGAAAAAGAUCUGUCCAGAUGGAGUUGACAUUGUGCUGGACUGCCUGUGUGGAGAAAACACAGGGAAAAGCCUGAGUCUCCUAAAGCCACUGGGAACCUACAUCCUAUAUGGUGCAUCAAAUAUGGUAACUGGGGAAACAAAGAGCUUCUUCAGCUUUGCAAAAUCUUGGUGGCAGGUGGAAAAGGUGAAUCCAAUUAAACUUUAUGAGGAGAACAAAGUCAUAGCGGGUUUCUCCCUCCUCAACCUUCUCUUCAAACAAGGAGGAUGUAAUCUCGUAAAAUCAGCAAUGGACAAACUCUUGAGUCUAUAUGAACAGAAGAAGAUCAGGCCUGUAGUGGACUCGCUGUGGGCGCUGGAGGAGGUGAAAGAGGCUAUGCAGAGAAUUCAUGACAGAGGCAACAUUGGAAAACUUAUUCUGGAUGUUGAGAAGUCUCCGACCCCUUUGAUGGCCAAUGACAGCACAGAGACCAGUGAAGCAGGAGAGGAAGAGGAGGAGCCCGAAGGAGAUAAUGACAGCAAGGAGCGAAUGCCUUUCAUUCAUUAGAGUUGACGAAAGCCGGUACUGCUCACCUAGAGACUGCAUAGAUUCACCACAGAGGAACCUAACUAGUGUGUAUAUAUGUCUGCAUGUUCUGUGUGCAUGUAUGCAUAAAUGUGUGGAAGUCUUGGUGCUUUUCUCUCUGUUACCUAUUACUUGUUAGUAGAUUGGGAAAAGAAGAAAUAUGGCCUGUUUGUCUUUGGAGCAAUUCUACUACAGUAGCUUACUCUAUAUUGAUGUAAUCUCAGUAUUUUUGUGCGUUUUAUAAAUUAUCUGCCAACAGUACACUAAAUGGCAAGUUUGGGAAAGCAUGCAAACUUGCUGAAGCAGUCACAUUGAUGCUAAGCACAUCAAUUUUGGUAACAAUAAUACUGACCAAUGAUGCCCAGGGAUGUAAACAUACAUCCCUGUUUAAAGUCCAAGUUUUUGCAACAAAUUAUGAGCCCAUGAUAAAUCAUUCCGAUACUUCUUCCAUAUUUAUUGAUUACAUUUAUUGGUACAUUUGCAGUGACAUUUUAGUGGACUUCUUUAUAAAUGUUUAACUAAAAGGAUGCAAAUGUCAGGGAAAGCCUACCUGGACAAAUGAACUUUUCUUAGUCUAAUCAGCUGAUUGGAGGCGUUAACUCAAGAUGUUAUCUUGAUCUUAUAGACACUUAUGCAACAAGGUUUGCAAAUUUUUUUUUUUUAUUUUGGUGUUGUUUUUGUUUGUUUUGUUUUGUACAUUUUCUUCCCAACCUAUGUUUCCGUGUUAAAGUGUACAUGUUUUACAUUCCAAAAGCCUUGCCUUUUUAAAUAGACCAUGUACACUUUUGAACCCACUGUAUAUCUUUUCCUCACAAAAGUAAAGUGCCAACAGGAGAGUCAGAUUUGCACAAUAGUUUUUACCUGAUGAGCCAUCCUUCAUAUAUUAAAGGAGCACCAGUGCCUUUGAGCUACAAAUUAGUGUCUUUAAUAACUCCACAGGUGAGGAAAUAUAUCACAAACAAAUGUAUUUUAUUUCAACUUUAAAAAAAAGGCAUACAUUUUUCAGAUUUGCAUAAUGAUUGAUGAUUUUUUUGGAAGAUAACGUUUUUCUGUUUGUGCAGUGUGCAGGUUGAUUCCAAAAUGAUCUAGUUAUCUUGAAUGUGACUAAAAUACAAAACUUGACAGCGUGUUACCCUUAUUAUUGAGACAGAUUUGACACAUUAAGGUUUAGUAAUAUUUACCUUGCAGAGAGAGAGAGCGAUAUUUACUGAUCCUGGAUUUUUAUGAAGUAGCUAGUCAGACUGGAGUCGAAGGGCUGUGGAGUCUCUGCUCUCCUUGUCUGACCAAAGUUGUUUACUGUUUGGUGCCUCACAACAAAAGUGCCAUAAUACUUAGAGAUUAACUAUUUUUAUUGUGAAAGCAAAUGCAAGUUUGAUCAGCACUGUGCAUUAUAUUACUAAAGUAUAAGAAGCGAUCUACAAGUUGUUCAAAAUCCUUCCUCACCUGUUCAGGUUAGCUUUCUGGUUUUGGUUUCCACUCUAAAAAAAAAACAUAUUUUAUUACCCUUUUUAAACAGCUCUAUAUCACACCUUAUUUUCAAAUGAGUGGGUUGUCUACAUGAUGCAUCAUUUUAAAACAGACCAGACUUUCUCAGCUUUUAAAAAACGUCAAAUUCUCCAGUGCAUUUUAGCAUUUUAAAUGCAUCAGCUUUGCAACAAAAUCAAAGUAAUGAGUUCUGCAACUCUAGAAGUUUUCAUACAAUUUCCAGAAAUUGUAUGAAAACAUAGUUUGAAACUAGUUCACAGUUAAAGUGAUGACAUCCUUUAGAUUUUUCAACUAGGAAUAGAUCUAGAAUUUUUGCUGCCUUUAAUGUUAUGUCUAUGUGAAUGAGUGUUUGUGAAUGACAGGAUAGGUUUUUGUGUGUGUUAUUGUAUUUCCUUGUAAAUGCUUUCAGCACUGUAAUGUAUUUAUAGCAUUCUUUCUAAACAAUGGUUGUAUAUUUUUGUCACAGUUUUAGUGUAUUUUUUUGAGCACAGCUCUGUUUACUUGAAUAAAUAUAUCUACAAAGCAUAA
Messenger RNA from Xiphophorus couchianus (Monterrey platyfish), 4208 nucleotides. RefSeq names its product vesicle amine transport 1-like (gene vat1l). Lineage: Eukaryota; Metazoa; Chordata; Actinopteri; Cyprinodontiformes; Poeciliidae. The record is from RefSeq and is a predicted model, not a curated record. Gene Ontology annotation, molecular function: oxidoreductase activity. The transcript is spliced from 10 exons. Bases 936 to 2177 code for a protein of 413 amino acids.